This is a messenger RNA of Elaeis guineensis (African oil palm), 782 nucleotides long. Its product is annotated as ethylene-response factor C3-like. Gene Ontology annotation, molecular function: DNA binding; DNA-binding transcription factor activity. The record is from RefSeq and is a predicted model, not a curated record. NCBI's taxonomy places the organism in Eukaryota, Viridiplantae, Streptophyta, Magnoliopsida, Arecales, Arecaceae. Gene Ontology annotation, biological process: ethylene-activated signaling pathway; regulation of DNA-templated transcription.
UCACCAUGACCAAUGAAUUGGAGAGGUGUGAAGCAAAUGAUAGGCUCCUGGAAAAUGUGUGGGCUAGUUUCUUCGCUGGCAAUGCCCCAGAAAGCUGCAGUUCUAAUGAUGAACCCAACAAGAAGUCUGCAGACUCCCGAGACUGGAACGAAAUGCCUUGUCUGGAAGGAGGGGAAGGAAAUCUGGCAGUCCUACAGAGGCUUCCAAGCCUUGGCAGAUGGAUAUCUAUGGGAGCUGAAAUCUGGGAUGAACUGCUCAAUGGAAUUAUAGCCUCAAAUAACUGUGAAACUACCACUCAUGAUUCAGGAUACCAUGCUUGCUCAUCUUCAACACCAAAGACUUUAGCAGCAGAAAGGGUUACUCCCAAGCAUUUUAGAGGGGUGAGAAGGCGACCAUGGGGAAAAUUUGCAGCAGAGAUAAGGGACACCUCAAGGAAAGGGAUCAGGGUUUGGCUCGGAACUUUCAAUACUGCAGAAGAAGCUGCCCUUGCAUAUGACAAAGCUGCUUUGCGAAUGAGAGGACCACAAGCUCACCUCAAUUUCCCCAUGGAGGCAGUUGCCAAGGCUUCUGAAGAUGCUCACCUUAAACAGGCCUUGGCAUGCACCACGAGUGGCACUGCUUGCCCAGUGUAUGGCUGUGCUGGGACAAAUUAUGGCCCAAGAAAGAGAACAACAAGGGAAUGGGACAUCUAUGAUGAGGUUCGAGCUGAAACACCAGCAGGGAAGAGGAAUAGCGGCAUCAAAGGGAUAGUCCGCAAUAAAGUAGAUGUUGUGGAGUUAUAA